UACAAGUCCCGGCAUUCUGUGCAGCAGCCCAGUUGUUGGACCCAGGGUGGGCUCCCGGGCUAAGCAGAGCCCGGGGCUCCAGCUGGGCUAGAAGGCGGAGGCCGGAGCCGCAGUGGAGACCGGCUUCCCCCGGGCUGGGGUGGGCAGCCGUGGCGGGAGGCGGCCCCGCAGCCUCUUCUCCUCUCCAAGGGGAGUUUCCAGGAAGUGGCCAUAUUGGAUCCAUUCAGCCGCAGCGACCCGAGCGGAGAGCGAGCCUCAGAGCCGGCUCCGAUCCCACGGUUCCCGUCUCCCAGCCUCCCUCGAGUCCGUCCAUGGCGGCUCCGGACCUGGAGCGCCGCUCGAAAGAAGAAAUGCGCCUUCUGACUCUGGGAGGCCAUGUGGGCUUUGACAGUCUCCCAGACCAGCUGGUCAGUAAGUCCAUAUCUCAGGGCUUCAGCUUCAACAUCCUAUGUGUGGGGGAGACAGGCAUUGGGAAGUCUACACUAAUGAACACACUCUUCAACACGAUCUUCGAGACAGAGGAGUCUGGACACUAUGAGGCCUGUGUACGCCUCCGGCCACGUACUUAUGACCUCCAAGAGAGCAAUGUGCACCUCAAGUUGACCAUCGUGGAUGCAGUUGGUUUUGGAGACCAGAUCAAUAAGGAUGAGAGUUACAGGCCUAUAGUUGACUACAUCGAUACGCAGUUUGAAAACUACUUGCAGGAGGAGCUAAAGAUUCAGCGCUCUCUGUUUGACUAUCAUGACACGAGGAUCCACGUCUGUCUCUAUUUCAUCACUCCUACUGGACAUUCCCUCAAGUCCCUGGACCUGGUGACCAUGAAGAAGCUGGACAGCAAGGUGAACAUUAUCCCUAUCAUUGCCAAAGCUGAUACCAUUUCCAAGAGUGAACUGCACAAGUUCAAGAACAAGAUCAUGAGUGAGCUGGAUAAAAAUGGGGUCCAGAUCUACCAGUUCCCUACAGAUGAUGAAGCUGUGGCAGAGAUCAAUGCUGUCAUGAAUGCCCAUCUGCCCUUUGCUGUGGUUGGAAGCACUGAUGAGGUAAAAGUUGGGAACAAACUGGUUCGAGCUCGGCAGUAUCCCUGGGGUAUUGUGCAAGUGGAGAAUGAGAGUCACUGUGACUUUGUGAAACUUCGAGAGAUGCUGAUCCGCGUGAACAUGGAAGAUCUCCGAGAACAGACACACAGCAGGCACUAUGAACUGUACCGGCGCCACAAGCUUGAAGAGAUGGGCUUCCAGGACACAGCUGCAGAGAGCAAACCCAUUAGCCUCCAGGAGACCUAUGAAACUAGGAGGAAGGAGUUCCUAUGUGAGCUGCAGAAGAAAGAAGAGGAGAUGAGACAGAUGUUUGUGAACAAGGUGAAGGAGACAGAGUUGGAACUGAAGGAGAAGGAGAAGGAACUUCAUGAGAGAUUUGAGACCUUAAAGAGGACCCACCAGGAAGAAAAGCGGAAGGUGGAGGAAAAGCGACGGCAACUGGAGGAGGAGAAAAUUGCUUUUAACCGGAGGAAGGCAGCUGUUGAGGCCAUGCAGGCCCAAGCCUUACAGGCCACCUCACAGCAACCGCUGAGAAGGGACAAAGACAAGAAAAAAACCAGUGGUUGGUCUUCCAUUUAUAGUGUCACCAUCUCUUGAUGGAGCAGUUUGUGCCGAUUUAAUGAAGCCCCACGACCCCAGCUACGUUGUAUUUAACUGUUCAAAGUUGAGAUGGCUACUUACAAGGUGCCUGCCCUAGGUGUAACCAAACAGUCUGGUAUAUGCGCUGUGCUGUGAAAUUCACUUGAAUUACUUUAAUUUUUCUAAUCAUAGUUUAAUUUUUCUAAGAAUUUUUUAAACACUUCUAAAUUUGUAUCUUGAUGCAAAUAAAGCCAAGUAACCUCCCCCCCAAUUAUUUCUUACAAAUAACACACUUCCCAUUAAAACAAACCACUAAAAUUCUCUAAGCUUUUCUUAUGUAUUAUUAAAACAUAUACAGAGAGACGGGUAAUAAACUUCAUAUUAUGACAGUGCUUGGAAUUUCUUUACUGACAAAAGUGAUACAUAAAGUAGGGUCCUUUCUACUGUGGGUGUAAAUGGAAUGACAGAUGAUAAUAGCAUUAUAGGUAUGACCAGUGGUACUUACUGCAAAUGGAAGAAUAAUUAGCACUGUGUCUUUUAAAAUUCUUAUUGUCAUUUGAGAUACAAAGUCUGUUCCAUAAACACCUAUAGAGAAGAAGCUAGUCAGCUAAAAGAGUAUGUUGAUAAUAUUCCUUCUAAAGUCAUAAUUUAGUGUUCGUGACUGAAAUGAAGAAGGAAAAUUAUGACAAUAUCUGAUUUAUACAAACAGUAUAGGAAUAGUCAGGAGCACUGACUUCUCUCAGCUAGCUGCAGAGACAGCACAGUUUGGUUUGCCCGAUAUUGGAGAGAUUGGGGUUAAAACCCUAAAGAGCAAGGCACUCAAACGUGCUAUUGGUUAUUAUGCUGAAAGGAAACAAAUGUCCUUUCUCCUUGGUGCCUUUAGAAUCUUUCAUUUAUUGUUUGGGCAAUGGUGUUUUUGUUUUGUUUUGUUUUUGCCAGUGCAGAGAUGUGGGUUUAUUGCAUAACUUUUAGUGGAUGGUCUCUAAAGAAAAAUAAAGUCUUUAUUCUUCUUUCUUUAUUUUCCCUCCCCUUCUCCCGUCUCCCUGCCCCAUACGCUCAUCUGACCUGUUUUAAGAAUUCCCAGAACAUAUUCUUGGGUUCUUCCUUGCUCCCAUCCAGGACAGUUUUCCACUUGUGCCUGGCUUUUGUUGCAUCUGUUCUCAGAAGCAGCAAUGGGAGCUGAGCUCACCCUGGGAUAGAGCAGACGUACUAAUUCUCAAGUUAUCUGAGAAGAGAGGUUAGCUAUUUUUUAUGAAUUUCACAUUAUUGUGAAAGCGGAGACCUCAAGAGAAAACAGGGCAAACACAUAUAUUAGACAGUCAUGGUAGGGUGGGACUUGUUGUCUCUCCUUUAAUAUUUUAGGUCCAAUUCAAGAGUUUGCUGAGCAAAAACCAUUAUGACUUGCUUCUCAGCUAAAUUUGUUGAAAAGUAGGAGGCCUAGUGGCUCAAUACAUUCACAGGUUCUGUAGAAAAUAGAACAAUGUGUUUAUUACUAGAUAGAGAGUGGGUGUGAAUCUUGGGACUUGAAAAAGAGCCAGAAGACCAGUCAGCAACUACUGGCUGCCCUUGUGAGGCCGGCAAUACUAGUUCUGGAAUGUGGAUAUCCAAAGGAUUGAGAUAUAAAUAACUGCAUCCUGAUUGGCUUCCCACAAGCACAUGGAUUCCAGAUGUUUCUGAUAGAAAAAAAAGUGAACUUUGAAGUUCCAUCCAGGCUGUCUUUGUUUCAUGAAACCUUAAAUCUCAGUCUCAUUAGCUAUUACCUGCCCCAUAGCAAGUCACACAUGUCAGCAUAAGCUUAUGUGCAUGUAUUAAUUUGUGUUUGGGUUUUUGUUGUUGACUUUUUGAUUGAGGUGUUUUGUUUUGGGGUUGUUUUCUUUUUUAAUUGAAACCUGACUAGUCGUCGUGGGUGCAUGAGGUGAGUUGAAAAUCUGUCUCAUUUAACAAUUUUCCAUUAUGGUAUGACACUAAUCCAAACGACUCUCUCAUUGCUUGACAUAUAAAGGGUGACUACCCAUUCCAAAGGGCCAUUUGUGGGGAAUGGAUGACCAAGGUUUACCAUCAGCAUAUGUCUAUUGCUUGGGAUUAUAAAGAUGCUUUUGGGGAUCACUUUAGCAUUUCCUAUCAUGUCUUUUGUGAAGUAAAUUUACAUGUAAAAUGAUUUUAGAUGAUUUUAAUUUUGCAGACUUUCUACAUGUGUGUGUUUGUAUAAAUGUGACCAAGACAGUAAACAUAAAAUGGUAUGAGUGUCAUUGUGUAAGGAGAAUGACUUUUGAUUUGUAACAUUAACAUGCUUUUCCAAACCGCUUCAUUCAUACAUUCAUUUGUUGACUGUUUUUGUACCUUUCUGUUCACCUUGUACUCAUUUCUUUUAUUAAAUUUCACAUUUUUUUGAG
Molecule: messenger RNA, 4009 nt
Organism: Dromiciops gliroides (monito del monte)
Lineage: Eukaryota; Metazoa; Chordata; Mammalia; Microbiotheria; Microbiotheriidae
Gene: SEPTIN8
Product: septin 8
Exons: 10
Coding region: 312-1634 (440 amino acids)
Biological process (GO): cytoskeleton-dependent cytokinesis
Cellular component (GO): septin complex; septin ring; microtubule cytoskeleton
Molecular function (GO): GTP binding; molecular adaptor activity; GTPase activity
Source: RefSeq, a predicted model, not a curated record